AUGCCACGCGCCGUCCUGAUUGGUUUCGCGCUCUUGGCUCUCGCCGCCGGCCCCGCGUCCGCCGCCCGCCCUUCUGCGUUCAGCGACGUCGCCCUCGAGGCGGACGAGUCCGAGGCGGCCUCUGAGGGCGUGGGGGCGGAUCGCGAGGACGCUGGGCAGAAGGUGGCGCUCGGAGUUCUCGGGCGCGGGCAGGUGGUCAAGCAGCGAGAGGCAGAGGACCAGCUUGGCCCUUGCGUGGACGGUGUGUGCCACACGUGCGCGGAGGUUGAGAAAAUGGACCCGGAGGCGUUCGACAAGGAUGAGGCACUCUUGGAGACCAUUGGCUCUUUGAACGCAGAGAUCGCUGGGCAGGCUAAUGCGAGCAGGACAGGUGAGGUCGGCAAGUGGGACAAGUUCAAGUCUUGGUGCUGCGACAAUACAAGGUCACCCGAAUGGACGGAUUCAUUCUGGGUAUUCCGCGUCACGGAGAACGCGUUUGAUGCGAGCUAUAGAUUGAAAAAUGCAAACGCAGUGAAUUACGCUGGCUUGUUCAAGUUCAUUACUGGUGGCGGGGCCAUCAGGCCUGGCGGCGGAUGGGACGUGGCAGCGUUCCAGAUCCAAGUCAACCGCAAGCUUACCUCCGACUACUACCACUGCAACGGAGGCAAAACCGAGUUCAGGUUCGUUGGUCAUCACUGGACAGACAUUCGGGCUCUCCGCUCGACGUACUACCGAGUUGGGAUUGAGCAACCCGCCGCCUCAAUUCAGACGUCGAGAUGCGGCAGGGCGUCUCCGUGCUAUAAGGAUUACUGCGUGUCAGAGGUCGUAGCGGAAGACAGGAUUCAGCGUUGUCUUCAGGGGCAUGUGGAUAAAACACAAAUGCGCAGUCGUGUUUCUACGCCUUCACGCCAGAGGGCGAGGGCGUUUCGUACACAAUCGAGACCAUCCGCGUAA
Prorocentrum cordatum is the source of this 933-nucleotide messenger RNA. The record is from the annotation of a GenBank genome assembly. NCBI's taxonomy places the organism in Eukaryota, Dinophyceae, Prorocentrales, Prorocentraceae.